AUGGCACUGACGGUUGAUGUGAUAAUGGAGGUCAAGUGCGUUGUUAAGCCUGGUAUGAUGAACCGAGCAAAAAAAGCCAAAGAUGGAAAAGCAACCACAGAGAAGAUCCCGGCCUACGAGCCAAAUAUCCCUGAACCAAAAUGCAGAGCUGAUCUCAUCAAACAUUGGUUCAACAUUUCUUUGGAUGACAAGACAGCCAAUAAGAUGCUGUGGAUCGGGGAGAAUGGUGCUAAGGUUGCUCGUAUGACUGACGAUGUCACUUGUCCUGUCUUGGAUAGACCAGAGCGAUAUGAGUAUUCUCCACAGGUUCUUUGCAAAGAAGCCAUCCUGGGCUUCCGAGGCUACUGGGAGGUGGAGUACUCCGGGUGGGUCGUGGUCGGGGUCGCCUAUGAACGAGCAGGACGGAGGAAUAGUGAUGGAUUCUGCGGCCUUGGAGAGAACGAGGAGUCCUGGUGUAUUGGCUGGAGUGGUUCCAGCUAUCAUGCCUGGCACAAAGGCCGCUAUGUAGAGAUCUCGUGGUUACCUAAGUACCCCACAAUUGGUGUGUACCUUGACCAGCCUGCUGGUAUCCUAAAUUUCUAUGGUGUGGCGGAUGUGAAGGAGGAAGAGGAGUGUGCAGGUGGAAAAGAGGUUCAUAUUUUGCAGCAGAUUAGGUGCCCCUUUGAGGAGAAAAUGAUACCAGGUUUCUGGUUGGGGCCGCAGUCACACUGUUUGAUCCUAAAGAAAGAGGAAUAA
Anoplopoma fimbria (sablefish) is the source of this 735-nucleotide messenger RNA. RefSeq names its product tripartite motif-containing protein 16-like. Lineage: Eukaryota; Metazoa; Chordata; Actinopteri; Perciformes; Anoplopomatidae. The coding region runs from base 1 to 735 and encodes 244 amino acids. The record is from RefSeq and is a predicted model, not a curated record. The transcript has 5 exons. Gene Ontology annotation, molecular function: protein binding.